GCCGCUUUAAAAGCCUUCCCACCGAGAAGGCAAGAACCCUAAUCCCCUGCGGCUCUGACUCCGUCCCUCGCGCCUCCUUCUCGCCGUAGUUGCCUCCCCACAGACAUCGAGAUCGUUUCACCGGCGCCGACUGCUUCUGUUCCAUCGUCGAGCUGAAUAGAGGAGCUUGUUGAAUUGAACUUUCGACGAUGGGGGUGGAACCACAAGGAAACGGAUUUUCUGUAGAUGGUGCAGAGGAGGGGUUCAUCAGUGAUUCUGAGGCUUUUGCUUCUGUUAUAAAUGUUCUCGAUGGUGUUCGGAUGGCUCCAUCUUUAGUUGCUCAGGUUGAUAAGGAGCAGUACUAUUACCUGGUUUCUGUGGUGAAUCCUGGAAGGAAAAUUGGACCAGUUGAUGAAGCUUUAACAGUGACAGCAUUGAAGGCACUAACAAGAGCCGUCUUCAAGAUAGACAUUAUGUACCAUGGCGCUCUAUUAAAUAAUAUUUUUCUAACAUCCAUAUGGGACUAUGAUUUGGAGACAAGGAAUGCAUUCUUGGAAUUGAUCACUACAAUGGCUACACUACCUGAUAAAUUUCUUGAAAAUUGCUUACAUGUGCUUUUGUGUAACUUUCGCCCACCCAAUUGGCUAAAGGCGCCAUUUUGUCACUCAAAAAGAUGGCUUAUGAGGAAGAAAGAAGUUCAUAGCGAACUUCAUUUGGCAUUGCAUUGUAUUACUACUUUAGUACCUCUUGCUCCAGUGAGGCUGAAAUGUUUAAUUGAAAAACUGAUGUCCAGAGUCACUGAAGAUAAAUAUAUUAUGGUAACUUAUGUGGAGGGUUUGCUUGGACUAGAAAAAAAUGAAAUUGGAAAAUUCCUUGGAAGCACAGUAAUGGCAAAAGUAGUAGAUUUGCUCACAGACUUGGAUGUAAACAUACCUUGGGAAGACAUUCUACAGGAAGAACAGAACAAAAGUGUAUUUGUGAUUGAACUUGGAGAUUCUAAUCAAGAUGAUGAGCAUUCUUCCAUCAAACAAAAUGGAGUUUUAAAGUGCAAUGUUUUUGCCGACAAAUUGGAUGGCUUGAUGGUGGUAGUUUGUGAGCAUCUUAAAUCCUGUGCAGACACUGGUUGUUUAUUAGAGGGAUUUGAUAGGCUCUCAGAAAUCUUUCGAAGGGCGGUGCUAAAACUUCACAAGUCAAAAUUUACUCAGUUCCUGAUAUUUUAUGCUUGUUCGUUGGAUCCUGACACAUGCGGUUUGAAAUUUGCUAUUCUACUAACAGAUAUUUUUGUUUCAAAAGAUGAAGAUCCAGAUUCCAGAAUGAAGGCUGUUGCGUAUCUUGCAAGUUAUCUAUCCCGGGCUAAGUUUAUUUCUUCUUCCCUGGUCACAAGUAUACUUCAAAGAUUGGUGGAUUGGUGUUUUGAGUAUUGUCAAUUGCAAGAGAGUCGGGAAAAAAUGAUCAGCCCUCAAGCAGACCGAAUCUUUUAUUCUGGAUGUCAGGCUGUGAUGUACAUUCUAUGUUUUCGAUUGCGAUCAAUCUCAGAUGUUCCUCACCUGAAGCAGCUGCUCUUUCACCUGCCACUGGAUUCUAUCCUGUGCCAUCCAACCUUGGAUCCUCUUAAGGUGUGUUUGCCCUUGAUCGUUCAAGAGUUCCUCAGACAAGCAAGUGCUGCCCGGUUGUUUAAGAAACCCAUGCCUUAUUUCUACGACGACUCGUUUGAAUCUGAAUUCUCAAAGGCUUUUGGAGGAAUCGAGCGUUUGGACAUGUUCUUCCCAUUCGAUCCAUAUCUUCUUAAAGAAUCCGACAGAUUUAUGCGCCCCAAUUUUGAGUUCUGGGACAAUGUGAGGACAACAUACAGCAACUUCGACGGGGACGAAGUGGAUGAUGAGCUUGAGGACCUUGAUGUUCCCAAUUUCCCUGAUGAUGCAGGGGGCUACGAAGUGCAUAACGAUAUUGACUUUGACAAUGAAGAUGACAUCGAACUACCGAUGAGCAAAAUGUCAAUCACCCCAAAGCCUAGCUUUCUGCACCCGAUAGCCACCAACUUCAGCCAGCCUUCGCUGAUGCCCGCAAGAAUAAGACCGUCUCAAAGCCCUCCAUCACCUCGACAAGGGAUUUUAUCCAGGAGGGAGUGGAGGGGUUGAGGCAGCAGACGCUAAAGUUUGCAGAUCUUGUAUGCUGCUACAUCAUUGUUGUAGUGUUAAAUAUUUUUAGGUGAGUCCAUUGAGAUUGGUUAGGAUAAGACGAUACAUGUAUAGUUUGAAUAACUAGUGCAAUUUUGUUUUUUAUCCUUCCAAAAUUUAUUAGUCGUGUCCUUGUAAUCACACUCGUCAUUGAGCCAUGUUUGUCCCAAUUAUUUAAUACCACAUGAGAUUCUAUCUCCA
Zingiber officinale is the source of this 2357-nucleotide messenger RNA. RefSeq names its product RNA polymerase I-specific transcription initiation factor rrn3-like. The transcript has 16 exons. Gene Ontology annotation, biological process: transcription initiation at RNA polymerase I promoter. Bases 189 to 2117 code for a protein of 642 amino acids. Gene Ontology annotation, molecular function: RNA polymerase I general transcription initiation factor activity; RNA polymerase I core binding. The record is from RefSeq and is a predicted model, not a curated record. Gene Ontology annotation, cellular component: nucleus. NCBI's taxonomy places the organism in Eukaryota, Viridiplantae, Streptophyta, Magnoliopsida, Zingiberales, Zingiberaceae.